AUUGCACAAAUCUGAGCACGUGUUACUCUCUUCUGUUCCCCUCCACAGCUCUCUUGUAACUCACAAAAUUGAGAUCAGCCGCAACUGCUGUGAUCAGAUUUAUGCUACUUUUACUUUUGUCACCGCACCGGCUGAAAACAUUUUACACUCUUGCAAAGUAGAAAAGUAUUGCUGAACACGCAUUUACUUUGCUCACAGUUGUUAAAAGCUGUUCAACUAAUACUUUUAUCCUUUUUUUUCUGUUUUUUUUGUUUGCUCCGAACUAUGGAUACUUACUUUUUAUUGCACUACUGGACCCACAAAAAUGCACUUGAUACCUGUUAAGCUUGUAUAAGAUUGAAACAAUCUUUUGUAAUGUGUGCCAAUUAGUUUUAGGUCUAUUAUGUCCAGCAUAAAAAUGUCUCGUAAGUUCUAUUUUAUUUCACCUUUUUUCUUGUUUCUUCAAAUUCCUGAUAAUUAUUAUCAACUAAAAGAUUUGAUUUUGUUUCCCGAUUAUAAUGGAUUAUUAUUACUUUUAAAAAUUAAACCCGUUUUUGAUGGGCUUAUAACCAAUUUCUCUUUCUUAUAGAAUAACCCAUUUAAAUCAAUUUUAAUCCUUUUUAUAAAAAAUAGGUUUCAGUUACGUUUAUCGAAGCUCCAAAAAACUGUUCUGAUAAAAAAUCGCACGACGAAAAAACAUCAUAACUGACAGAAUUUGAGCACGAAAUGCCUCGGAAGUCGACAUCAGUCUUAACCGAAGCUCACUCGGCCAACAAGAACUUCGGUUGUUUUGUCUGUGGCUUCAUAACCACCGAGCUCAGUCCAGUCAACUCCCAGCCCGACUCCAAAAACCGACCUUUUUUUCCUUUCAUCCUCAACCAGGAACCAGCCGAGUGUUCCCCCGAGAUCACCGACUCCGGAACCGCUCUCGUGUGCACCUUGUGUCACACUUUUCUGCACGAGCAAUGGGCGGUAUACGACGAAGGACUAGUACACAGACAGAAACGACUCUACUGGAUGAAAAGACCCGACAAUUGCCGCAAAUUCACUCCACGAGAGAAACACAUUAUGAAGAACCUAAUUGUAAUGGAUACCCAGGAUACUAUAGCCGAGAACGGCGUGAAACCAUUAGGCGAACUCGUGUUUUCGACGUUAAAGAAUACAGGAACACCGAAUAAACUUGUUGGGCCGAAAACCGAGAAGCUUUCACCGGACGCACUCACGAAUGGAGUUAUAAAACAAGUGACGGCUGCUUAUGCAGCAGCCGUUAAACCGAUCACGGCGAGUUCAAUAAUGACUUCUCCGGCCUUGAACUGUCUCGGAAAAUCGACCAACGAUGAAGAGAUCUCGUGUUUUCUCUGCAACGAUCGACUGCUUUUCUCGGAGCGCAAAAUCAUCCUGACAGAUCCGCCUCCGGAACGCACGCCGACGUCCCGGUACUACCCGUGCUUCCGCAACAUCAAACCUCCUCAUUCGACCAAAGUUCAUAUCAAAAACGGAGAUAUCUUCGCAUGUUCAGACUGCGACGAAAACUUGAAAAGUCAAUGGGUGAAGUUUGAAAAAGCCGAAAUCCCGACGGAUAUUAGAGUGUACUCGCUACGCUACUCCGACCACAGUUUCUGCUACUGUUGUGGUAGCAUAUUUGCAUCACACGGCAACGAUUUAUCUCUUACAUGUGAUAUUUGCUACGCCAGUUACUGUCAAAUUUGCCGACAGGGCAGUAAGUCGAAAGACAAAAUGUCAUCAGUGCGCUUGGAAGAAAAUGACGAAUUCAAAUCAUUAUCGAAAUUCUUCCCGCAAAGAGUCCGAAAAACGACAGCUUGUGAGAAAUGUAUGGCUUAUUUUUUGAUCCAGAAAAACUUUUACGACCAACAGAAAAUCAGCCUCAACAACCGGGCGUAUACUUUACCAACUAUGGGACUCAUGGGCAGUCAAAGUCAAAAACAAAUCAUUUGUUAUCUCUGUGGCGAAGGUUAUAAAUCAACAGGUAAAGUGUAUUACCUAUUUGGAGAAAAGCGACCAAACGAUGAAAAGACUCCUUACUUUCCCUUGCUGAAAAACUUGAACCCAGCUGAAGGCGCCCAAAUUAUUUCAAAGGAUGGAAUGAUUUUAAGUUGCCGAUUUUGUUACCAUAAUUUAGUCUCCCAGUGGAAUUGGUAUGAGUUAGCCAAAGACAAUCGACCGAAAACAAUGCGAAGUUAUUCCUUGAACAUCUGCUGCGUUGUAUGCACAAAAAGCGUCGCACGACCUAAAGUUCGCGUCAUCGGUAAAAGUCAGUUCCCUUUUUUGACCGAAAUCAGUUUCGAUCCUCGAUGCAUAGUUUUGGACAAUUUUGAUACAGCGGUAGUUUGCAACCCGUGUGAGAGAACCCUUAUUAUGCAAUGGCUAGAUUACGAGAAAAGAUCGAUAAGCCCGACUAAACGUGACUAUCAAGUAUCUGGAAAAGUUUUCAAGUGCGGCACGAAAACACCUGAAAUCAGUCAAUCAUCUAAGUUACUCAAACCGCAGCUUACGGACACUGAAAAUCAACCAAAGUUUCCAACUAAUGGGAUAUUUGCCAGCGGAAACAGUUCAAGCCCGAAAUUGACCAAUGAGGGUGCUGCUGCGAAUAUUUCGACCAAUCAAAGCUCAGCUCUGAACAACUUGUCAUUGGCCGGAACUAGUGAGAAAAUACUGCUUCAAGCAGCAGCCGCAAUGUACCCAUCAGUCGCCGGAAACUCAUUCAUUCUAAACGCAGCAACCAGUUUUUUGUCGAAUGCGUCAAAUUUAACCGCUUUGGGGCUAAAUUUAAACAUGAAUAGCCAUCAAGAAAGCAGAAGUUUGUUGUCAUCAGAACAGACGCCACUAAAUAAUGCCAUGCAAAUCAAAGUGGAACCGGAUUCUACUGUAUUGGACGCGUCCCUCCCUAAAAACUCACAACAAUACAGCUACUCAUCUGGUAUGUCUAUAAACAACAGUCAAUCCAAAAUUACCCCGACCAGUAUUAACGGGAAAACGAACGCUAGAAAAAGAUCCAGCGCUCAAGUUGAAAAUAGCGAGUCUCACUUUAGCAGAACAGAUGUGAAAGGCGAGAGAAAGGACUCAGUUUUGGACUUAUCUCCAGGGAGUUUGAAUUUAUGCACUACUUCCUGGGAGGAUUUGGUAAAAAGAACGAAAAUGAACGAUUCAGACGAAGUUCGCAAGUUGGAAAUCGAACACUGCAAACUGCAAUUGCUGCAUGAGAAUUAUCAGAAAAAAGUUGCCGAGUUGAACGAUGCUGAAAAACCAUUGCAAAGACAACUUCAACUUGUGUCAUCGUUGUACCGACAAAUAAGCGAAGAGAAAUAAUAAGAAAUAAUAACUAAAUUGGACUAGCAUAAUAAGAAAUGGACAGAGAUUACUCUAACAUAAAAUAGAUGCUUUGAACACAGAAAUCAUUUUUUUUCAACUUAACAU
Molecule: messenger RNA, 3414 nt
Organism: Symsagittifera roscoffensis
Lineage: Eukaryota; Metazoa; Xenacoelomorpha; Acoela; Convolutidae
Exons: 2
Coding region: 706-3306 (866 amino acids)
Source: RefSeq, a predicted model, not a curated record